Microthlaspi erraticum is the source of this 288-nucleotide messenger RNA. Lineage: Eukaryota; Viridiplantae; Streptophyta; Magnoliopsida; Brassicales; Brassicaceae. The record is from the annotation of a GenBank genome assembly.
AUGUCUAGAGUGAGAUCUGAGCCGAUGAAGGUUGUUUUCAUCAACACACAGUACGUCCAGACAGAUGCUCGGAGCUUCAAGAAUGUUGUUCAAGAACUCACAGGUAAAAACGCCGUAGUCGCAGACGGCCCUUACGAAUUCUCCGGCGGUGGAAAAGAUUCAUCACGGCAGUCUAGCGGCGGCGGAAGAGUAGGAGAAGGUGGAGUAGGGACGACGGAGUUUGAUAGUUUUUUUAGAGAGAUGAUGCCUCCGGUCGGCGAGUUGUAUAAUUUAUGGUCAGAAAAUUAG